GGUGAGGUUUUGGAGAUAGAGUUUCAAUUUUUUUUUUGUUUAAAAAAAAUAUUUAAAAUUUAAAAAUAAAAAAAAGACUAUUUUGGUUUUAUCUCAGUUUAUCUAAGUUUCAGAAUAAUAAAAAUUAUGGAUUUAUCUGAGUUUUUCCUUUUCCUUAAAAAAAGGAAGAAUGUAUUCCAAAAAUUGACCUUAUUCCUAAAACAAAAGGUUAAAACCUCUAGUGGGUGAGUUUAUUCCAAAUCACUAAAGGAUUCUAACCCGUGGAUAUGUAUAUAUAUAUAAUACACACAAUGCAAGGAUGAAUCAGAUAUAGAGAGCGAUAGAGAAAAAUUGAGCUCUAAGGAAAGAAAAUAAAAGAUGAUAGAAAUCAAAGUGAAGACUCUGACAGGUAAAGAAAUAGAAUUUGAGAUCGAUCCAAUGGACACGAUUGCUAGAAUCAAGGAAAGAAUUGAAGAAAUAGAAGGGAUUCCUCCUCUUCAACAAAGGAUAAUCUACACUGGUAAACAACUUGCUGAUGACCAAACCGCCAAACAUUACAACGUCGAACGUGGUUCUAUUCUUCAUCUUGUUCUUGCUCUUAGAGGCGGGUUUUGACGUUCUAAUUACCCUAUUCAGUUUACGGCUAUACUAGGGUUUUGAUCUUCCUUUUUUGUUCUUUUGCUAAUCGGUUGUUUAUGUUUAUUGACUAUUGGUUUGUCUUUUUUUCUGUUGGAUUUGUUGAUAUUAAUUGACGUUGUUCAUGGA
Messenger RNA from Brassica napus (rape), 744 nucleotides. Its product is annotated as NEDD8-like protein RUB3. NCBI's taxonomy places the organism in Eukaryota, Viridiplantae, Streptophyta, Magnoliopsida, Brassicales, Brassicaceae. The coding region runs from base 358 to 594 and encodes 78 amino acids. The transcript has a single exon. Gene Ontology annotation, biological process: regulation of proteolysis; protein neddylation; modification-dependent protein catabolic process. Gene Ontology annotation, cellular component: cytoplasm; nucleus. Gene Ontology annotation, molecular function: ubiquitin protein ligase binding; protein tag activity. The record is from RefSeq and is a predicted model, not a curated record.